Messenger RNA from Mizuhopecten yessoensis (Yesso scallop), 8574 nucleotides. RefSeq lists its product as uncharacterized. Gene Ontology annotation, molecular function: ATP binding; cytoskeletal motor activity. The transcript has 35 exons. Gene Ontology annotation, cellular component: myosin complex. Bases 464 to 7786 code for a protein of 2440 amino acids. NCBI's taxonomy places the organism in Eukaryota, Metazoa, Mollusca, Bivalvia, Pectinida, Pectinidae. The record is from RefSeq and is a predicted model, not a curated record.
GUAGGUAAUCGCUGUAAAUGUGUAUAGCACAACCCGGGUAGUGUACAGUCUAUAUGUGUGUGCGCAAUAUGCACAGUCGGGUGGAUAUUCGUUGCUAUCCUAUUUUACUUCUAUCAUAUACAAUUUGUCUUCGUUAACACCAACUAAACGUAUUACGAACGGGCUACGGUUGAAAGGUUUGUUUUUUAGUGAGGUUAUUUUACUGGCAUUUGUUAAAAUGACCUAACGAUAGGAAUGCUGGGAUAGGUUCUAUAACCAGGAAGUCUAUCACACAGUCCGGAGAAGGCAGCCAGACGAAAGGAGCCUUUAUUUGCUAUAGUUACUGUGAUAAACAGAUUCGUUCAGACACUGUCUAUGUUCUUGUACUUCUACUUGAAACAACUUAAUUAUUUAUUGGAUCUCCUCCGAUCCCCUAGCAAGGGGUAUUACCCGUGUUUGAGGAGGUACGGAUCCACUAAGUGAGAUGGCGGACGAGGACGUGGACGAUCUGUCGCAGCUGGGAAAUUUGGAUAAUGCCACCAUAAAAAGAACUCUGCAGUCGCGAUAUGCGAAAGACAAGAUAUACACGUACUGUGGCGACAUACUCAUUGCAGUAAAUCCAUUCAAGGAUCUCCCUAUUUUCGGAAAGAAGCAACAUGAAGAAUAUCACUGGAAGACACUGCAACGUAUGCCUCCACCACACGUGUUUUACAUGGCUGCACGUGCCUACCGUCGGAUACAUGAGACACGUACUAAUCAGGUCAUCCUUGUUGGAGGGGAAUCCGGGGCGGGCAAGACAGAGAGCACUAAAUACAUGGUCAAACACCUUGUGUCCUUGUGUCCGAAAGAGACUGGUGACCUCCACGAACGUAUUGUCAAGAUCAACCCACUUCUGGAGGCUUUCGGCAAUGCCAAAACCACUAUGAACGACAAUUCCAGCAGAUUUGCCAAAUAUUUGGAGAUGUCUUUUGCGACCAACGGCCAAGUAACGGGAGCAAUAGUUAGAGACUACUUGUUGGAAAAAUCUCGUGUGGUUGACCAGAUGGACAAGGAGGGCAACUUCCACAUCUUCUACUGUCUUUUCGCGGGAGCUCCUGUCACCGUUCUCAAAAACCUGCAUCUGAAGGAUGCAAGAACAUACAGAAUUGUAAAAGGCAAUGAAGAGUUACUGGCUAGAACGGAAUUCUACAGAGCUAUGUAUCAGGAACAGAUAGAAGUACUCAAGUCUAUCAAUUUGGAACAAGAGGACAUCGACAUUAUCCACACGAUUCUGGCGGCUAUACUUCUCAUCACACAGGUGGAAUUCCUGGAACCUGAUGACCCUAACGAGCCAAUGAAGAUCAAAGACACUACAUUCGUUGAAAACGUUGCCGACUUAUUGAAUGUGUCGUAUGAGGACUUGGGUCACGCAUUGAUUGCCACAAAGCAGACGUAUGUUGGAGAAACUUUGGUGAAACGAAAGUCCAUGUAUCAGGCCAUCGACAGCAGAGACGCCUUCGCAAAAGCUCUCUACGAACGGAUUUUUGGUUGGAUCGUUCGCCAAAUAAACUUGAACCUCCAUCCGUCAAAGUUCAAAGCACCCACUGGAAGUACAAGUAUUGGUAUACUUGACAUAGCUGGAUUUGAGAAAUUGGAAAUCAACAGCAUGGAACAGAUGUGUAUCAAUCUGAUAAAUGAAAGGCUCCAGAGUUUCACCAACAGAAACGUCAUGGACUAUGAGAUGUCUAUAUAUAAAGAGGAAGGGAUCCACGUGACCGGUAUCAAGUUUAAGAACAAUGAUGCGCUGUUGGACUUGUUCAUGAAGAAAACAUUUGGCCUGCUGCCACUCCUCGACGAAGAGUCGAAGCUUGGACAAGGUUCCAAUGAAAGAUUUGUAAAAAAACUCAAUGACAAGUACGAUACGCACCCAUGUUUCACAGAAUCUCCACAUGGUCGUGUGGAAUUCGGUGUCAGACACUUCGCCGCCCAGGUCUGGUAUGACGGGUCAUUGUUUAUUGAGAAGAACCGAGAUAUGCUGAGCCAAGAUGUUACCUCCUGUAUGAGAGAGAGUGACAAUCCAUUUGUUUCCGACCUUUUCACUGUUAAAAAGGGGCCAACAGGGACUAUUUCAGCGACAAUGCAGAACAUCAGGAGGUCCAGGAAAGCAGAAGGUAGAGGUCCGAGGAAACCUAUUACGGCCAGAGGACAACUUCUUAUGGCCGAUUUAGGAAGGUCUCUAAAAGAAAGGUACGGUGAAUCUGUCCAGAGCACUAAUCAGGUGUACAACCCUAAAGAUCACAAAACAGUCAUCUCAUACUUCCAGAGCUCUAUGAAUGAACUGCUACAGAAAUUGCAACGGGCAGACCCAUAUUAUGUACGCUGUAUCAAACCCAACAUGUUCCUAAAACCAGACAACUUCGAUGACGAAAAGGUGUUGGAACAGAUGCUUUAUAAUGGGAUAUCGGAAGUGGCAAAGAUUAGAAAACUUGGUCUUCCUAUUCGGAAACGGUAUGACGACUUCACAAAGAGAUACAGACCACUGUUUCUGGAUUGUCGGAAGGCGCGAUCGGACAGAGCUGGGGCAGAGCUGCUUCUGAAAAAAACUUUGCCAGAUAAAAUGAUGUCAGGGAUACAAUUUGGCAAAACAAGGGUUUUCAUGCAGGAAGAUGUCAGUAUCUGGCUAGAGAAAUGUCGUGGUUUCAGGGAGCGGGCUGCCGUUGACACCAUUGCUAAAAGGUGGCAGCAAUAUAAGAUUGAAAACAAACGAAAAGAAGAAGAAAAAAGACGAAUGGAAGACGAAAAAAGGGCCAUACUGAUGCGUGAACUUGAAGAUAGUAAAGCUGACGAUUCAAACGAUCUAGGGCGAUCCUCAACAGCAACCUCCGAUUUUGGACAUUCGUUCAGACCUUCUCCAGACAUUGGACAUUCGUUCAGGCCGAAUGCGUCGUACCGGUCUGGAACUGGGAUCGAAGUCUCCUAUAAGUACAGCGCAAGUGCAACCAAGUCGACGACUUCCUCGGACUCUGAGGAUGAAGAUAGGAGUCCAGGUUCUACGAUCAACUACACUCCAAUAGAUGCCAACAAACUUGCAAACUCUGUUGGACCCAAAAAGUAUAAGGAAUUGCACAGAACGAAGAAGAAGGCCCCUAUGCUGGAUCAAAACACUAAUCCAAGCAGCAGCACUGAAAAUGGGAAACAAGAUUCUAAACCAAAGAAGGAUGACCCUGAAUUCUGGGAUAUCUUCAAAAUUAUCAGCCGUGAAUCAAAGAGGGAAGAUCUUAGCUCAAGUGGUUGGAUGCAGGUUCUGAAGAUCGUCACCUACUUCGUGUUGGGCAUACUUCUCUUGAUUUGCUCGGUGGUACAAAAGAUCAGUUUGGUGACUCUCGUAUCCGAAGACAAAGGUUCCGUGAGCAAGAAUACACGUUACAGUCUGCUGUUGGUUGCCAUCUGCAUUCCAUACGCCCUGACUUUCCUCAUCAGCCUGUGGAAAUCUUUGUUUGGAAAUGUCCCGCUUCCGAGUUUGAGAAAUAUCAUUGUUGUAUUAGUUUUGGAAAUUCUGCACUCAGUAGGAGUGUCUAUUCUCACCUUUCGAAUCCUACCGGAAAUAGACGUUGUGCGAGGGGUCCUUUUAGUCAGCUGUACUUGUAUGGUACCGAGUAUCCUAAAACCUUUAUGUUCGUCAACGAAGAAUCUCCAAAUGAGGUAUAAGUCAAAAGGAGGAAAGAUGUUUGAGUUCGUAUUGGAUCUAUUGGCAGCCCUGGGACAACUUUCUGCAAUACCAGUGGUUGUUUUAUACGAAUAUUACAUUGACAACCGGAUUUUCGUAGAGGAUCAUAGAAGAAUAGGUGAAUUUGCUCUUGGUCUUUUUCUUUGUUCACUCUCCUAUUGGGAAAACUUUAUCGACGACAGAUUCUGUGGAGCAUUGCAAGAUACAAACAGGUUACAGAUCGCAAUGCUAGGAUUGAAAUUCGAUUUGCAAGAAUGUCGGCCAAUAUUCUAUGCAGUAGCUACCCCGUUGAAGAUUAUUGUGACCGGUGUAGGUGCUUUCCUCUACUUGGAUCCUGACAAAAACCUAGAGCUUGAAUCGGCAUUCGACAUAAUGCUAGGUAGAACUGACGAAAGCUCUCUCAAAUAUACAUCGGUCGCCUGUCUGAUCCUGUCUGCAUUCAUUGGUCAUUAUAUAGCGUACACGGCAUGUAAACUUCAGAUGCAGAUUGUUUCCUACGCUGUACCAUUGCUUUUAUCAACACCAAUUGCAGUUCUCAUACUAUAUCUUGAUUGCGAACACGGCUUCCUGUUAAAUGUGUCGAACGAAGCCCGAACCUGUGAUGCAGCCUUUAUGGAUUCCUGGUGGCACUUACCAGCAGCAGCUGGAUGGCUCAUUUCUGUAUAUUGGGUAGGACGACAUAUCUGGUUUCCAUGUCAAGAUCGACUUGCAAAGCUUGAGCACUUGUUUAUGAGUCCUGUAUAUUGCGGUGUUAUCAUGGAACAGGAUCUGAUAAUGAACCGGCGCCGUCACACAAGAAAAAUAGCCAAAGUGAAUAUCAAAGGGCAAACAUGCUUCAGGUUAAACUUAGUAAAGUCGCAGAGGACACAUGAGGAGGAAAUCGAGGAUGCCAUACCUCCUAUGAUCUACGCAUGCGGAACGAUGUGGCAUGAGACACGACAGGAGAUGGUUCAGCUUCUUAAGUCAUUAUUCAGAAUGGAUAAAGAUCAAUUUCUACGGAAGAGGGCGGUACAAGAGUUUGAUGUGAGACCGUCCGAAGUAAAAUAUUAUGAGUUUGAACCACAUAUUCUCUUUGACGACGCCUUUGAAACCAACGACAAUGACGAGAGAGUACCGAACUCUUUUGUUAAUCUUCUCGUCGACCUAAUGGAGGAAGCAGCAAGCUCUGUUCAUGAAAGAGCAAUGACCAUCAAUGCCCCUUGCAAAAUUCCAACUCCGUACGGUGGUCAGCUUGUGUAUCUCAUGCCUGGGGAAAAUGUCAUGUUUAUUCACUUGAAAGACAAGAACAAAAUACGGCACAGAAAAAGAUGGUCACAGGUCAUGUACAUGUACUACUUACUUGGAUACCGGAUCCUCAAAGAGUGCCAGGAGCUUGUCAUAAAAGCCAUGAGUGAAAACGCCUUCAACGACCUGGUCAGUUGGCGGGUUUUUGAAAGCCAAAACACUGGCAAAGUGGAGAAAAGUCAAAUUUUUCAAUUUUUGGACGAGGAGGUUAUUUACAGAGCUCAAAACACGUUUCUCUUGGCCCUUGACGGUGACGUCGACUUCACACCAGGGGCAGUACACAUGCUUCUAGAUAAGAUGAAGAAGAACGACAGGGUUGGGGCAGCUUGUGGUCGUAUUCAUCCCAUAGGAAAAGGUCCAGUAGUGUGGUACCAGAAAUUUGAAUAUGCUGUGGCCCAUUGGCUACAGAAAUCCACAGAACAUGUCCUUGGCUGUGUUUUGUGCAGUCCAGGGUGUUUUAGCAUGUUCCGAGGAUCAGCUAUUAUGGACGACAACGUCAUGAGAAAGUACACUAUCCUUCCAAGUGAAGCAUCACAUCAUCUUAUGUAUGAUCAAGGUGAGGAUCGAUGGCUGUGCACACUUCUCCUACAACAGGGUUACCGCGUUGAUUAUGCAGCCGCUUCAGACGCCUUCACAUACGCUCCUGAGGGGUUUGACGAGUUCUUCAAUCAGAGACGACGAUGGAUGCCUUCCACCAUUGCUAACAUUCUUGAUUUGUUACAGGAUGGACGAAAUACUGUGGCUAUCAAUAACAAUAUCAGCUGGCUCUACAUAUUCUACCAAGGAUGUCUUAUGGUAUCCACAGUAAUUGGCCCAUCUACAGUGCUGAUGAUGAUAGCUGGAGCUCUGGUAACUGUCUUCAAUGUGGAAUUACUCACAUCUUAUCUGAUAUCCUCUGUCCCCGCUGUGUUGUACUUUUUCAUGUGUUUCUGGGUGAAAUCCAAGUACCAGCUCCUUGUGGCUCAGCUGCUCAGUGCAGUCUACGUUUUUAUCAUGAUGGUGGUAUUCGUCGGGUGUAUUGUAACAGCUGUGAAAGAAAAUCCCUUCCAUCCGAGUGUGAUAUUCCUCGCGUCGUUGGUUGUCAUAUUCCUUGUGGCUGCUUGCUUCCAUCCGCAAGAAUUUAGCUGUAUCAUAUUUGGGGCACUUUAUUUUGUUUGUGUACCCAUGGGCUUUUUACUUCUGGUGAUAUAUUCACUUUGUAACAUGCACGACAUAUCUUGGGGAACAAGGGAAAUACCUAGGAAAAAAACUAAGCAGGAGAUAGAAGAAGAGGAAAAAAGGAAAAGAGAAAAAGACGAAAGGAAGAAGCAAGGUUUUUUAGCUCGAUUCAUGCCAAAGCUGCAGUUUCAGGAUAUGUUUAAAGUCAUUAACGACAUGCAAAUGACCAAAAAAAAAGAAGAUGAGACUGCCGAUAUGCUUAAGGCUAUGAAUAAGAACUUUGAAGCAAUGCUAAAGCUCCAUCAGAACCAAGGAGACCAACCAGACACACGCGUAACGGAUACCGAAGGCGUACCACAAAUUGUUGUUCCAAAAGAUCCACCAUCAAUUCUAAAGAAGACUGUGAAGUUUGGGGAGACUACAUCUGCAAGUGAAGACGACGAGAGCUUUGAAGAAUUGGAAAACACAAAAAAGAAGGAUCGAGAUGAAAUGGAACGUCCAGAGUGGGUAGAAUUGGAGAAUCUAGGAAAUGGACCCAUCCUGCGAAUGAAAGCUGCAGAGGAACAGUUCUGGAGAGGUUUCAUUCACAAGUAUCUUUAUCCCCUGGAUGUUGACAAAGAAAAACAGAAGGAAAUUGCAGCUCGAUUGAUAGAACUCCGAAAUAGCGUGUGCGCUGGCAUGGCAAUCGUAAAUUUGUUAUGGAUAGCCAUUAACUUCAUGUUCCAGCUCCGGAAGCCAGCCGUUAUCUCUUUCCCGGUACCGAGUAACCUGGAUGACGCCGAAGUGAACCAAAACAACCUUGAGAUUGAUGCCCUCGGCAUGUUGUUUGUCAUCUUCUAUGUUACCAUUCUGGUUAUCCAAUUCAUCGGUAUGCUGAUGCACAGAUGGGGAACAUUUCUACACUUGAUUGCAAUUACAGAUAUUCCAAAUCCCUUCCAAAAGAAUGUUACCGAGAAUGACAUAGAAAGGGGGCACCCGAAAUUGCUAGCGAAAAAAGUGCUUGAAUUUUGUGAAAGAUUAGAUUCCGAGCCGAUUCCCGAUUACCCGAUGGACAGUGACGACGAGGACCAAGAGAAAGAGCAAACGCAGCGUGCCUUGAAAGAAGUCAUCAUGAAUAUACAAGAGAAAGGCACGAAGAACAUCCCAGGCUCCAAUAACCCUCUUGGAAAGAGUCUCCGCCAGACAGGAUUGGGUAGUUCAUAUAGAACAUCUGCCAGAAACAGCAGGGCAGCAGGUAAAUGCUUAAAGUCCGUUUUGAGGCGGACAGCACUACCAAAUGACCGUCUUUUAGACAGUGAGAGGAGAGGAACGGAAUUUAACGAUGUCGAAAAAGAGAUUCCAAAACGGAGGUUCGCUAUUGGUAUGCCGUUACAAAAGCAUUUUGUGAACGAGGUUAGAAACAGAAGACUUCCUAACACGCCGGAAGAUUUCAAGAAAAGGGAAAAUGGAAAUCUUAGCCAAACCCUUCGAAGAGGCGGGUACGAACCUGGGGCGUUCGGGGGAAAUGACGAUAUGGAGGAUAUAUACGAUACGAUUCCUGCUUUGGGCACUAUGGGUAAAAAUUUUGCAAAGAAAUACAGAAAAUUUAGACAACAGGAAGGACAUGGCGGAAAAAGAGAUCAAACUCGUGUUUCUCAUAAUGGCAUCGAGAUACGUUAGACUACACUACACUUUUUAAGAGUUCAGAAGACAUAACAGAGUUCAUCGAAUAUUACAGCAGUCCUGAGGAAGGGUAUUCAACAUGUUUAAUGAUUAUAUCCCUGAAAACAUUUUAUGACUGAGUGCAGCGACAAUGAUAUCUGGGUACUGGGUUAUUGGUAAAAUGUGGUAUUGAAUUACCACGCGUGCUUUCAAUAUAUAUUGCCGGUGAAUUAAGCUUAGAAUCAAGAUGUCUGGAUAAGUAAUAAUUGUGUGGUUUGUUUUCUUAUCAAACAAAAUUUCCGUUUAGACAUGUGACUGUAUGGUUUUGUGGAUUGAACGUUUGAGAUACUUGAGUUUAUCGCGAUCAUUAAAGCAAUAUCAUCUUAUGUUCUCUUAUAAGAUGCAAUAAGAUGUGAUAAACAGUCAUGACAGAGCAUACAAACUGUAAUGCAAUAGAUCUUGUUUUCAAAUACGUCAUAUAACAAAUAUCACAGUAUCAUAGCAGUUAAGACUAACAAAUCAAAUAAGACAAGCAAUGAAGUGACUUCCAUACUUUGAACUUUUCUACUUCGUUUUGUAGUUUAUAUUAUACCAUUUUACAAUUGUUAGGUUUUGUGUUUAUAUCAUGAAAGCAGAAAUAUUAUCCUUACGGACGAAGAAAUGAUUAUAAAAAGGAACAAUUCUCAACAAUGAGUCUUAAUUACUUUCAUCUCGUCAAAGUGAUUCUUAAUGGGCGGAUUGGUCGAGUGGUUAACACUCCCGCCUUCCAAGCAGGCCGCCGGGGUUCGAUCCCCGAAGUCGCCGUA